AUUGACGUCAUUUUCCUGCGACUAUUGGACAACAACAUGGCGCUGUUUCCAGCUUUUGCACAAGUUUCUAAUGACAAGGUUGACGAUUCGUCCAACGAAUUGAACUGGCUCAAUAAUAAGAGUUUUCAGACCAGUGAUGCCCUCUCUCUUCACAGUCGCUUUUUAGACAACAAAAGUGACGCAUUAGACAGGAAAGACUUAAGUGAAAUCCAAGAAGAUGAAGACAGUUUGCCAUCCAGAAAAAAGAAAAAGAAGCAUGAAAAGCAUGGAAAAAAGAAGAAAAAACACAAAGAAAAGAAUAAAAAGUAUACAGAUAGUAGUGGAUCAGACUCUGAACCAAUCUUCCCAAGUGAUCUCAAACGGAAACAAGAAGCUGACAGGCCAAAGGUUACUCCAUUAGCGACUUGUUUCUCAUGGUUGGACGACGUUCCGUCGCCCACAGCACAGCCAUUUUGUGUCGACCCAAAAGCCGACCCCGCCAAUUGGACGUAUAAGUCUCUUUACAGAGGACAAGUAGCAAGAUAUAAAAGGAAAGGUAGAUCAUCACUGGGUCUGGACCCUCGCAGACAAGAAGUAAGCUGGGAGGAGUCCAGUAAGAAGAAGGACAAAAAGAAAGGAGCAGACAGAUACUUCUCUGCAGGGUGUCGUCAAUUACUCAGAUCUGAGCUGCCUCUUCCAUUAUUACCAAAAGUUCUGGAAGGCAGCGAUGUCGCCAAUGCCAGCGUCUUUCUUUCACUGGGUGGCACUGGGGGGGAGAAAAAAGGAGAGACUGGUGGGGAAGCACAGACAUCAUCAGUGAAUCCGCUAGGUGUGUACGACUCCACUACUACCCUCUGGCUGCAGGGGAAGGGAAAGCAGGAGGAGGUGGAUCACUGUGAGAACAAUGUGGAGGCUGGGCAAGAAUCUGUCCUUAUGGUUGGCCGGACGGAAGAGUUUAACAGGCAACUUAGAGAACAACCAGCGGACACGCAGCUAUGGUUAAACUUCAUUAGGUACCAGGAUGAGUUGAGUGCCACCGUGUUUGAAAUCGAAGAGGAGCAACGGGGAACAGAUACGUCCGAGCGGCGCAACAAAGCAUCCUAUAAAGCAGUGCUAGAAAAAAAGCUUAGCAUUGCAGACCGUGCCGUGGCUACUAAUCCCAGCUGUAUAGAGCUGCAGCUGGAGAGACUCAAGAUCUGCCAAGAGCUUUGGGAACCAUCAGUUCUGGCUAAAGAGUGGAAGAAGCUGGUCUUCCUCCACCCAAAUAGUGGCCCUUUGUGGAGGGAGUAUCUUCUCUUCACCCAGAGCUAUUUCAGCAACUUCAGUGUGUCAAAGGUCAAUUCUGCUUAUGGGAAGUGUCUCAGCACGCUCAGCGCUGUCAGGGAUGGCAGCAUGGUUUCUCACCCGGCCCUGCCAGGGAUUGAAGAGGAUAUGCUGGAUAUCUUCACCCAGCAGUGUCAUUUCCUCCGUCAGUGUGGUCACUCCGAGAAGGCAUUCUCCAUCUUUCAAGCCAUGAUAGAAUUUACGUUUUACAAACCCGACAGUGUAGGAGGGCUGACCACAAAGCAACAGGCUGAGUUCUUUGAGCCAUUCUGGGACAGUGGGGAGGCAAGAGUUGGAGAGUGGGGCGCAAAAGGUUGGAAGGCAUGGAUGGUCCAACAAGAGCGAGGAGGAUGGUUGCAGCCCUGUCCAGAGGAAGAAGAGGAGGAGGAAGAUGAAGAGGAAGAGGUGAAGGACCGGAGGCAGCCUCGAUGGACAGUCUGGCUGGAUGUGGAGACAUCUCGUGAAGCCGCUCAUUGGUUGCCUUGGAGGCCUGAUAAAACCAAGGGGCAAUCAGAAGAGGACUGUGACGACCCAGAGAGACAGGUGUUGUUCGAUGACAUUGGCCCCUCUUUAAUAUGCUUGUCCUCGUCAGAGCUCCAGCUCCGCCUCCUUCUCAAUUUCUUGUCAUUCCUGGGGUUUCCAGUGGACUCUGUGUUGUCUCCUGGUCCGUGUCAGCCUGGUCUGGUUCUAGAGGACCUUUCACUGCUCACUCAGGGUCAUGACUCCCAGCAUCCUCUGACCUUCCACAGCCUACCUAGUCACGGGGUGAACUCUGUGGGUCACAUGACCACACUCCAAGGAACCAGGAAGUGUGCAGGUGUUGGAAAGCAAGGUGAGAAGUUUAUAACCAACAUGUUCAGUAUGCUGCAACCUGUCCUUCCGGUCCAACACCGAGCGGCUUUAUCGUUGAGUAGGAUGCAGUAUGAGAAACUUAAGGUUUUGCGUUGCAUGCACAGCAACAAAAAGCGUCUCCGCUCUCAGAGCAAAAGCAGCAAGCGGAUUGCCAAAUCACUGCUCAAAGAACCAGACAACCGCUCGUCUUUAGCAAUGUGGCGGGAGUUUGCCCACUUAGAGUGGAUACUGGGUAACCUCGAAGAGGCUCGGAAAGUGUUCUCCACAGCCACAGCGCUAGGGGGGACUAAAAGGCUGUGCAGCCCCAUGCUCUGUGAGUUGUGUCUGCUGUGGGCCCAGCUUGAGGUGGAAGAUGGAGCAAGUAGGCCAGGUGGAGCGCUCAGUGAUGGAGCUCCAUCCCCUGCUGUGUGUCUAUUAACCGUACUAGCAGAGGGGAACUCCUCAUCACCUUUAUCAUCACAGUUUGUCUCCCCCGUUGCCAUCCUGAAAGCCAGAAAGUCAUACGAACAAACACUGACUGCCAGUUUAUCAGCAUUGGAUGAAGACCUCUGCAAUCCCCAGGCCAACAGAAAAGGUCAAGAUGGUGUCCGAGAUGAGAAGCUGAGUUUAAAAGGCCUGGUAGGCUGCUAUGCUCUGUUCCAAUACCUCACCAUGGGCAUCCAAGCAGCGAGCACAGUCUACAUCCAGGCCAGAGAGCGUAUGGACGGGCUGCACCGGACGCUAACAUCAGACAAUGUCUCUCACCAUGAUGCUCACCACUCCAACAGCCAGCUGAUUGUUAGCAGGUUGGCUUCCGAGUGUGAGACGUUAGCGGUGCAGCAGGCGUCACUGCUGAAGUACCACAUGAGCAUCGAUGUGUUUCCUCUGGGAACUUUGAGGGACACGCUGACCUCUGUCCUUUCAAGCUGGCCAAAUAGUGCCUGUCUCUGGAACAUAUAUGUACAGGUGGAGAACAGUUACCACAGCGCUGGUCGGGCACGUCGCUUCUUUCACGCUGUAACCAGGGGCAACAGCAGUGUUGUGCCACGGCUCUUUGCUAUUGUUGCUGAACAACAAAGGAAGCAACUGGUGGAUGCUGCACAAAGAUCCUGUGACAAAAGCGCCGCCUUGAGUGUCCUGCCAGAGAAUGGUCUCAGCAAUCGUAUCCGUGGCCUGUUUGAAAGUGCUAUAGUGACCAAGAUGGGCGCUCACUGUCCUUUACUUUGGAGGAUGUACAUUCACUACCUGGUGUCAGAGGGCAAAAUGGAUAAAGCCAAGGGACUUUUCUACAAAGCUUUACAGAAUAUCCCCUGGGUGAAGGGUUUAUAUAUGGAUGCAGUGCAGCUGUUUCCUGACAACCUACAAGAGUUUAUAGAUCUGAUGACGGAGAAAGAACUGCGACUCAGGCUGCCAUUAGAAGAACUCGAUAUACUACUGGAAGACUGAAGCAGUCACACACAGACAUUGCUCAGUGGCAAAAAGACACUUAAGUGAUUUCUCUGCAUGGACUAAGAUAAGUUUGUAUGUAUGAUGUCUAAAAGUUGCAAAUUUUCACACAACAAUUACAAGCUGAUACAAUAGAAUUUGUUUAUAAUAUGUAAAAUUAUGUGACUUUGAGGUUUUAGUUAUGAAAUAAAAAGUAUUAUAAUGUGUUUCUGGUG
This is a messenger RNA of Doryrhamphus excisus (bluestripe pipefish), 3794 nucleotides long. It is a transcript of the gene nrde2, whose product is annotated as NRDE-2, necessary for RNA interference, domain containing. The record is from RefSeq and is a predicted model, not a curated record. Gene Ontology annotation, biological process: regulatory ncRNA-mediated heterochromatin formation; negative regulation of RNA catabolic process. Lineage: Eukaryota; Metazoa; Chordata; Actinopteri; Syngnathiformes; Syngnathidae. Gene Ontology annotation, cellular component: catalytic step 2 spliceosome. Gene Ontology annotation, molecular function: protein binding.